GCGUGGAUUCUGGGUGGACAUCAUAUGAUGUCCACCUGGAACGACAAAUGUCCAACACAGCUAUUAUUUGAAAAUAGGGCUGGGCAGGAAGUGGUUAAAGAGGAACUACUAUUCAUUAAAAAAAAUGACCGCAAGGGUAUUUCUUUUGUCGUACCUUUAAUUGGGCUUUAAAUUAAAGAUCACUGGUCACUAAGAUGUUAAACUGUUACAUGGCCUAUGUAAUUAGCUUACAUUGUAAGAUGAUAUCAUUGGAUAGCAUGUGUCCCCAGCCUUAGCUUACGGGCAAAGUGAAAUGCAAACACCAAAACAAUACAACAUAAACACUGUAACAAUUCUUUUAUCGGAGAAAGAAAAGAAAGUGACAGAACAUGCACCUAUGAAAAGUGGAGGGCAGUUUUUGGAAGCCCGUUCUAUGAGGUUGCCAUGUGGAAUUAGACUCUAUAGCUCUAAAAACCACAGCCUAGGUAAAUCGGCCCCACAGGACAAAAUACCAUUUGUUAAGUAUGUAUGGCACUGUGCAAACACUGGCAAGGCACCAGCACAUAUUUAUCACCACCAGCUCAAGAGCUUGCAUUUUAUAACACCACUCAUGCACAGAGAACGUGUACAAUUUUAUUGUGCAAAGGUAAACUCAAAAGAAGAAGCCCAGCAAUACUAUAUAAUUUCUAAUAAAGAGCUGCCUAUUGAUUGCCACCCUUUGUGAUGGUUUAGAAAGAGAUGUUACAAGUAGCUCAUAGUGGAACUGAAAAAGCACAGAAAUUGAACAUCCAACCAAUUAAAAAUAUGGAUGAUACAAUACCAAUGCAAAAUGAGGGGACGGAAAAUAAUACAGAGCUGGAGCCACAUAUUUUACUACUGCACAAGUUUCUUGGCAAACAGUUUGCUGAACGCUUUCUUGACCCUUCUUAUGAAGUCCCAGUAAGUCGUGUACAACCUCUACACCUUGAUACAGAAGGUUGUGGAGCAAAAGAUUACUGGAGGCUCCUGAGAGAACAUUCUGAGGCACGACUAAUGCAAGAUAUCGCCACUGACAUACCUGGAGCAUUCACAGUUAAGAACCCAGGAGUGAGCCACUUGCCACCUUCAAAACUUCUAGAUGAAAUCAGAGAUUAUAAGAGAACACUUUGGCUGAUGUCCAGAGUCUCUGAGAUUAAUCAGGAAAAAGCAAUACUUUUCAUGACCAAAUAUCCCCUACCAGAUGUGAAUGAAUGGCAGAAUACAAACUCCCCUCCUAAGUAUCUGAGUAAAGACACUUUCUUGACCAAGAAAAUAAAUCAAUUGGAGAAGUCAUUUCAUUUACCACCUCUAAAGACCACAAAUUCUAUUCAGACCAAAAAUAAACAUACAAGUACUGUCCCAAAAAUGGUUGUUGGAAAUAACUACAGAUUCUUGACAGAAGAAACUCUCCAUGGAUUUAAAGGUGGAUUUUCCCAAAAAUUUACUGACAUAGGUUUUCAAAGACAAAUGCCAAAAGGCCCUUAUCAACAGCAAACUCUUAACCAACAGUCCAUCACGCAUGCUAAUGAGAAUGAACCAUCUUGCAGCACCACAAAUGGCAGCAGAAGCCCUGCAUGGGAACCUCUAACAUACACAGCACUGACAGAUUCCAAGUCUUCUAUAACUGUGCCAGGAAGAGGCCAAUUCAGACAUGGACAGCAACCCCAGUGGCCUGUUAACAGCUCAACAAUAAACUAGCAUUCAAACUACUAGCCAAGAUAAGAAAGUGAUGAAAAUAGGGAGGGGAGAGAGAAGAAAGAAGAAGAAAGCCCACAAGCAUUAAAGUAUCUAUACCACUUGUUUGCUAGAGUGAUAGUUUAGAAUCCAUGUCAGUGUGUUGCCAUCUGUGUACCCACCCCAUGUGUCUGGUGGAGCCAUCACCGGGACUGAAGGCGUAA
Messenger RNA from Rana temporaria (common frog), 1895 nucleotides. Its product is annotated as testis-specific gene 13 protein-like. The coding region runs from base 718 to 1695 and encodes 325 amino acids. NCBI's taxonomy places the organism in Eukaryota, Metazoa, Chordata, Amphibia, Anura, Ranidae. The record is from RefSeq and is a predicted model, not a curated record. The transcript has 8 exons.